Molecule: messenger RNA, 303 nt
Organism: Striga asiatica
Lineage: Eukaryota; Viridiplantae; Streptophyta; Magnoliopsida; Lamiales; Orobanchaceae
Source: the annotation of a GenBank genome assembly
AUAAUCCAAAUUGCCGUUGUGGGUUGCGAGCUGAAAUUCGCACUUCGUGGAAAACUCCAAAUUGUGGAAGAUGAUAUUUCUCGUGCCUCCAUUGGCCUGAGAUUGAAUGAAAUGGAAGAAUCAAGUAAGAGUGCUGACAUUGAAAAAUUCGAGGUUCUGAAGUUUGAAGAAGAAAACAAGAAAUUGAAGAAACUCAAUUUUCAGUUUGAAGAAAAAAACAAGAAGUUGAAGAAACUCAAUUUUGAGUUUGAAGAAGAAAACAAGAAACUGAAGACAGAUGAUGAAAAGAUGGUGAAUAAUUGA